This is a messenger RNA of Cephus cinctus (wheat stem sawfly), 3412 nucleotides long. RefSeq names its product probable ATP-dependent RNA helicase CG8611. Lineage: Eukaryota; Metazoa; Arthropoda; Insecta; Hymenoptera; Cephidae. Gene Ontology annotation, cellular component: nucleus. Gene Ontology annotation, biological process: ribosome biogenesis. The record is from RefSeq and is a predicted model, not a curated record. The transcript is spliced from 9 exons. The coding region runs from base 283 to 3270 and encodes 995 amino acids. Gene Ontology annotation, molecular function: nucleic acid binding; RNA helicase activity; ATP binding.
AGGCUACUUUGUUAGUGGGUUGUUAUGCUGUAUGUUUUUUGCUUAUAUGUAGUUAAAUUAUAGUAUGCUUAGACUAUGUGGCUAUGCAUACAAUGCUAUAGCAUAUUCUUCAGUAUACAUUCCAGGCUGGGUAUAGAUUGGCCAUGCGCAGUAAUACAGUCGUGGGUUUCGUAUGACACGUGCUUAUAGGUUAUGACAAUCUUGAGAAUUUUUGUGUACAUUGUGUCUGUAUACUAGAUCUAUUUAUUUGGUGUGGAUUUAUUUGUUGAGGAUUUUGUAUCAAUGACAGUGCAAGAUAUGGAUAUUUCUUUGAACAUAUCUUCAGGAUCAAAUGCUGUCACGUCGAAAAAGACUGGACAGAGUAAAAAUGAAUUUUUUAAGCCUCAUGUUAAAAGGUUAAAUAAAAAUGCAGUGAAACGUAAUAGCAAUACUGAAGUAGUUAAUACUGAUUCCAAACACCCAUCCGACAAACAGGCAUUUGAUUUCAAAAAAAGAAUCAAGCAAAAAUCAUUGGCAGCGAUUGUUGCCAGGAAUUUGAAAGGGACUGGUUCUGUUAACGUAACUCCUGCCAAGCACGAUGUAUCGAAGGGGAAAGGAAAUCUUACGAAUAAGACUUCUCAAGAUUUUAACAUUAAGCUUCACAGUAAAUUGUCUACAUCUAAUGAAGAGACUAUAAGGCAGUCUGACUCUAAACACAAUAAGAAUGAGAAUGUUACUUCAAGUGAAGCUAUUGUAUCAUUUAUUAAACCAACAAAACAGAAUUCCAUCAAAACAAUUCUAGCUAAGAAGCGCAGUAAUACAAUCAACGAUGGGAAAAAGUCAUUGUCUGAAAUAUUCUCAAAAAGUUCUACUUCCGAUACUACUGAAUCAAACUUACUGAACUCUCAUCAAGAGUUCAAAAACAAUGAGUACAAUUUACCAAACAAAAAACCUAAGUUGGAUCAUGAAAAAAGGAGUUUUGAUUCAGACCGUGACAUAAAAUCACAGUACGAGAGUAAAAAGAAUAGAAAGCACCCAGACAAAAACAUUAAUACGGAUAAUUCUAAAAAAUUCACUGGGAAAAAUGAUAAACAAGCAUCAAGAUCAUACAGUGGCAGAUAUUUCUCAUUGUUUAGUAACAAUCCUGAAAUGCCGAACAUUGGUCAGAGAUUCGUUAAACCUGUAAAUGAGCCUGUAUUUACUGGUACAAAGUUUGACGAUUUAGAUAUUCAUCCAUUCACGGUGUCCAAUUUAGAACAAAACAUGCAAAUUACAAAAAUGACUACUGUGCAGCAAAAGGCUAUUCCGCAAAUAUUAUCAGGCCAAGAUGUAUUAGUCAGAUCACAAACUGGGUCAGGUAAAACAUUAGCCUACGCCAUACCAAUAAUUGAAACCCUUCAUAAAAUCCGACCAAAAUUAACGAGAGAUUCCGGCCUAAGAGCUCUCGUAGUAGUACCAACAAGAGAACUUGCUUUACAGACCUACGAAUGCUUCUUGAAGUUAAUUAAACCCUUUACCUGGAUCGUACCUGGCUACUUGGUAGGUGGUGAAAAAAGGAAAGCUGAGAAAGCCCGAUUACGAAAGGGUUGUACUAUACUAAUCGUUACACCCGGUAGAUUAUUGGAUCACGUUAAACAUACAGAAGCUCUUAAAUUAGAUCAGGUCAAAUGCUUCGUACUGGAUGAAGCUGAUAGGAUGCUGGAUAUGGGAUAUGAAAAAGACAUUUCGAGCAUAGUUGACGCUUUAAAAAAUUCGAAUUUGACGGGUUCUGCUACGGGAUAUAAUCCAAUGGAAAUGUUACGUCAGAACGUAAAAAAAACUUUUGGAGAUGACACGGCGAAUACUGAUAACGAGACUGACGAUGAAACUAAGAAAAACGAAUCCAAAAUUCAAAGUAAAAAUAUUGAAUCAGAAAAAGACGGUUUUUCGGAUUCUAAUGAAGAAACAGAGACCAACAAUAUAUCGCAAAAAGAAUAUCACUCGGGCACAGAUACUGAUAGUGAUGCAGAAGAUCAAAAGUUUCCAAUCCGAAUAAACAAAAAAUGUCAAAAAACCGCAGAACCGACUCGUCAAAUCAAAUCUGAACCCAAAAAAGAUGCAGAAUCGGUGACUACUGACACUCAAGGUAGACAGACUAUUCUACUCUCGGCUACGUUAACCCAAGCCGUGGAAAAGCUUGCCGGUUUGACAAUGCAGAAUCCGAUUUUUAUCGACGCGGCUCAGGAGAAUCUCCUAACUUCCGGCGGUAGCUUGAGCGAGCUUAAUGAGGAUCUUAUAGUACCUCAAAGCGUGACGCAAAGUUAUAUCAUGACGCCGCCAAAGUUACGUAUGGUAACUUUGAGCGCAUAUAUAGCCGGCAAAUGUCGAUCAUCAGGACAGCACAAGCUCCUCGUAUUCAUGGCUACCCAGGACAUGGUGGACUAUCACAUGGAAAUCCUAUCAUCCAUCCUAACCAAACCAACGGACGAAGACGACGAAGACUCGGAUCCUCUCGUUGACGUGGAGUUCUUCAAAUUGCAUGGAAACAUGAGUCAGAAGGAACGUACCGAAGUUUUCAAAACUUUUCGCAAGGCGCGCGGUGGCGUUUUACUAUGCACGGAUGUCGCAGCACGUGGGCUAGACAUGCCUAAGGUGGACUGCGUCGUCCAGUACACGGGACCAGUCUCCGCAAGGGAUUAUGUCCAUAGGAUUGGCAGAACGGCACGUGCUGGUACAGCAGGCUCGGCCACGAUCUUCCUGACGCCUUCUGAAGUUGAGUUCGUCCGGAUGCUGGAGUCUAGGAGGAUCAGGAUCAAGCAGGAGGAUAUGAAUGACGUGCUGGACAAACUACUUGGUCCUCUAUCCAAACAUUCCAGUUCGGGGGCUGCCGCGAACGCUCUGCAGAACGACUUUGAGACACUUAUUCUGGAAAACAAGAAGCUGCAUGGCAUGGCUUGCAAGGCCUACGUAUCCUGGAUACGAUUCUACUCCAGUUAUCCUCACGAGAUGCGGGAGAUCUUCAACCGCAAGGAGCUCCAUCUCGGUCACUACGCAAGGAGCUUUGGACUACGUGAUCCGCCACAGAGAAUAGGCGGAAUCGGCAAGAAACUCUGGAAUGACCAAGACCCGAUGCGUAAACAUGACAAUAGACUUUCGAAUGAAAGGACUAAGAGGGUGACCACUGGCAGUCGGGAUCCUAAGGGCCGUCCUGGACAACGACAGCAGAAGACGGGCUUGCUGAAGAAGGUGCGGAUGCUGAACACAUCGGAGUACGACAGUGGAUUGGAACCGAUUAAGAAAUCUAAAAAAUAAUGAACCUCCGGUUUGUCGGUGGGUUUUGAAUAUCGUCACGACCUAUUUUCAAAUCGGUACGGUUGGCUUGCUGCUAAUUUUAUAAAUACUCCGUUUCCUUUUUCUUUUUUCUUCUGUACAUAAAGAAUAGAAAGAAAGAUCA